Messenger RNA from Ornithodoros turicata, 1297 nucleotides. RefSeq lists its product as uncharacterized. Lineage: Eukaryota; Metazoa; Arthropoda; Arachnida; Ixodida; Argasidae. The record is from RefSeq and is a predicted model, not a curated record. The transcript has 5 exons. The coding region runs from base 291 to 689 and encodes 132 amino acids.
CCUAUAGAACCCACGCUGUCAAGAAAAGAGCAGCGAGUAACACUCUGCUACGACGAAAGAAAGAAAAAAGGAAAAACCGAUUGUGCUAUUCAGCUUGGCAAGUGAAUUAACCACGCUCUCGGAACACCCCGCAAGCUGCGCGUUCCGUCGUAAACUUCCAAAACAGCCGGGAAAAGGCUGCGCGUCUCCCGAGAUUGUUUAGGGUACGCAUCGACGCCCAGCGCUAGUGAAAGUGCGUAUUUUCUGCUUUGAGGAUCGGUGAGGACAGCAUCGGCUCUACAACAGCACACAUGGAGGCUAUGCUCGAGACAGGGCACAAGAACACAACGAUGGGAGGAGUCCUCGGAGGUCUCAUGCUUUCAAGUUCAACCAUGCAUUUAACAACGACACCUGUGCCCUGGGAGGUGAAAGAUCUUCAGGUUGAAGAUGAAAGAAACAAGACAGAGCGAGUCAAGAUGGACUUCCGACCUGCCCGUCCUCUAGCAGUGAUGCUGGCAUGCCUCUUCUUCUUGUUCCUCGCCGUGGGCAUCCCGACGUUAAUCCAGAAGAAACGCCGCGAAGCACGGGAGAGAAGGCAGCUGCAGGGACCCCACGAAAAUUACGGGACGACCAGGUCGACAGGAGAUGCCCUGCAAAGGAUAGAAGAGAACCGCCUUAGUAGCAGCAGCACAUCUGACAGCAAAGACUAAGAAUUGUGUGACGUUACAGAGACACAUACAGCCAACGUGUGCCAAAAUGAACAGUGCUUCGAGUAUUGCGAAAGCGUAUUGUUUGGAACUGACCAGAGCUUUCACGUGUCUCAGUGGCGGGCGGGUUCCAGACCUUCUUUGUUUUUUUGUUUUGUUUUUUUCGUAUCCGCUAAGUACUUAUUUACCGUAUGUGUGCAACGGUAAACGGACAUUGUUGUGAUAUGACGAAAAUAUCUUCGCUUUCAAGCCUUGUUUUCACGUAAUUCCUUUAUCCCGUGGCCCUGCACUAUGGUUGCAGCUCAGCAGAAGCAGACAUUGGAGCUCCUAAUCGUAGACAAGAACCCAACUUCGCCACCUUGAUACAAAAGACUUGUUCAGUGCUACAUUCCAAAACGAGCGAGUUUUACUGCCACAGCUAGAAAGCGACGCGGGGACGAGGACUAGCUACCUCUGGCUGUAACUUAGCGCAGCGCAGUGGUUCCCAAACUGUCGGUCGCGACCGCCGAAGGGGUGGGGGAGCUCGCGACACAUUCCGAGGGGGGUCGGAACUAAAAAAAAAAAAAAAAAGUCACACCGUGCCCGCUAUUCUGCCUUAUCAGGAAGCCCGU